Molecule: messenger RNA, 1661 nt
Organism: Aphanomyces astaci
Lineage: Eukaryota; Oomycota; Saprolegniomycetes; Saprolegniales; Verrucalvaceae
Exons: 1
Coding region: 20-1561 (513 amino acids)
Biological process (GO): proteolysis
Cellular component (GO): cytoplasm
Molecular function (GO): metalloaminopeptidase activity; manganese ion binding
Source: RefSeq, a predicted model, not a curated record
GGAAGCGUCCACAUCCCCCAUGGUCAAGUACGUUGCCGACCUCCACGCACUCCCUGCUUAUGCCGGUGCGCUCCCCAAAGUAGUCGUGAUCGGCACCAAGGAGACUCCCGCCACUGCCCUCGCGCAACAGAUCCUCACUCGCCUGAACAAUGGCACCGCCGUCGACACCGCGCUCCUUGAACACGCUGUGGCGCAACUCUCCGCGGGCCUUGACAGCGCCGCCUCGACGCACUUGUACGUGUCUCUCGGUGCCCGUGGUGUCGCCAGCGUUGUUGUCGCACAACUCCCGACGUUCAUCUCCCGUUACAACACCCUCUCGCGCCCGCAUGCGAUUUCCGCGCUUGUCCGCAGCAACGUGCCCGACAACAAGGACGUGAUUGUCGCGUUCACGUUGCCAGAACAUGCGACCACCACCGUCUCGGCGGGUGUGGCCGUGGCCAAGGGUAUUUCCACGGCGUACAGCCACAAGAGCAGCGGCACCCAGAGUGGCGUGAUCACGGACGGCGUGUCGACGACCGUGGCGUUGGACCAAGUCGUCGUCGUGUUCGAUCACACCGUGGACGCGUCCACGGUGUCGUUCCUGAACGCAACUGCGACGGGCAUCCACUUGACCCAACGCCUUGUGGACUCGCCUCCCAACGAGCUCAACACGGACACGUUUGUCGCGGAAGCCAAGGCGGUCGCGGCGCGCGUCCAUGCCGAGAUCACCGUGAUCCAGGGCGAAGAUCUCAACACGCAAGGGUUUGGCGGCAUUUACGGCGUCGGCAAAGCGGCUGCAAACCCGCCGGCGCUCGUCGUGCUCAGCCACUACCCGUCGUCGUCUUCUAAAUCAGACAAGAGCGUCGCGUUGGUCGGCAAGGGUAUCGUAUACGACACGGGGGGACUGUCCAUCAAGAUCUCGGGCAGCAUGGUGGGCAUGAAGCACGACAUGGGUGGCGCGGCGGGGCUCCUCGGCGCGUUUGAAGCCGCCGUGCUCGCCGGAACCUCCUCUCGGCCGCUGCAUGUGGUGCUCUGCCUCGCCGAAAACGCCGUGGGUCCCCUCGCCACCCGCCCCGAUGACAUCCACACGUUGUACUCUGGCAAGACGGUCGAGAUCAACAACACGGACGCCGAGGGCCGGCUGGUGCUCGGUGACGGUGUCGCAUAUGCCGCCAAGCAUUUGAAUCCGCAUGUGAUUCUCGACAUGGCUACACUCACGGGCGCGCAGGGGAUCGCCACCGGCAAGCGGUUCGGCGCCGUCGUGUCCAACGACAACGACCUCGAAGCAUGGACAGUCGCGGCCGGCAAGGCCUCUGGGGACUUUGUUCACCCGUUGCCGUACGCCCCCGAGUUUUUCCGCGAUGAGUUCAAGAGCAAAGUGGCCGACAUGAAGAACAGCGUCAAGACGCGCACCAACGCCCAAGUGAGCUGCGCUGGUCAGUUUAUUGCCAACCACUUGGGCGAGUAUGAGACCUCGGGCAAGUGGAUCCAUGUCGACAUGGCGUACCCUGUGAUUGAAGACGACCUAGCCACGGGCUUUGGCGUUGGCCUCGUGCAGUCGCUGCUGGCGUCGCUUCCCUAAAAACUACUAGUACUAGUAGAUAUUAUAUACUACUCGAGAACGGUUAUAUGACAGUAUGUAUAUAUAAUAUGUACGAAUACAGUAUCUUGUAAUAUCACGA